Epithele typhae is the source of this 1320-nucleotide messenger RNA. RefSeq names its product acetate and butyrate kinase. Gene Ontology annotation, biological process: phosphorylation; acetate metabolic process. The transcript has 5 exons. Bases 1 to 1320 code for a protein of 439 amino acids. The record is from RefSeq and is a predicted model, not a curated record. Gene Ontology annotation, molecular function: acetate kinase activity. Lineage: Eukaryota; Fungi; Basidiomycota; Agaricomycetes; Polyporales; Epitheliaceae.
AUGGCUGAAACUCCAGCCUCGCGUUUGGGACUCAUCCUCGCCGCGAAUGCAGGCUCGUCGUCACUCAAAAUCUCCCUCUUCCGGCGACGCCCCGCUCCGUCCGGUUCUCCCCUCGAUGCCGUCGAGCUCCUCCUCACCUCCACUAUCACCAACAUCUCUGCGCCGCCCGCGCUCUUCUCGUUCUCCCCCGCGUCCUAUGGAGAGGGCCGCGAGGCCAAGAAAGAACCGGCGCGAGACAUCAAGGACCACGCCUCUGCGUUCGCACACUUCCUCGACUACCUCAAGCGCGAGGCGAGCACCGACCGCGACCAAAUCGUGCACAUCUGCCACCGGGUCGUGCACGGCGGCGACUGCUUCAAGCCCGUCGUGAUCACCGACGAGAGCUACCACCACAUCGAACGCCUCUCCGACCUCGCGCCUCUACACAACGGCGGCGCGCUCUCCGUCAUGAAGGCCUGCCUCGCCGCCCUCCCCGCCGCGAACUCCAUCGCGUACUUCGACACCUCCUUCCAUGCCACCAUCCCCGCCCACGUCUCAAUGUACAUGAUCAACCAGGACAUCGCCGAGAAGCGCGGCCUCCGCAAGUACGGCUUCCACGGCCUCAGCUACGCCUCCAUCGUCCAGGCCGUCAGCGAACACUUCAACAAGGACCCCUCCACCAUGAACCUCAUCGUGAUGCACCUCGGCUCCGGCGCGUCCAUGUGCGCCGUCGCAGGCGGGCGCUCCGUCGACACCACCAUGGGCCUCACGCCCGUCUCUGGCCUUCCCGGGGCGACGCGCUCGGGCGCGAUCGACCCCGCGCUCAUCUUCCACUACACGAACCGCGCGGGGCGGAUGUCGCACGACCGCGCGCUCGCGGUCAACGUGCAGGUCACCGAGGCGGAGGAGAUCCUCAACAAGCGCUCCGGCUGGGCCGCGCUCACCGGCACGACGGACUUUGGGGAGAUCGUGCGCCGCAUGCACGAGCACGAGCACGACGGGGAGAACAAGUGGCGGAUGGCGUUCGACCUGCUUUUGGACCGCAUCGUGGGGUACCUUGGGGGGUACUACCUCAAGCUGGGCGGCAGGGUCGACGCGCUGGUGUUUUCGGGGGGUAUUGGGGAGCAUAGUGUCGAACUGCGCGAGGCGGUCGUGGCGAAGGCGGCGUGCAUCGGCUUCGCUAUCGAUCCCGCGGCGAAUGAGAAGGUGGAUGGGAUUGAGGGGGUCGUCGUCAAUAUCGGGCAGUCUGGUGACGACCGUCAUGUGCUCGUGUGUAGGACGGACGAGCAGUUGGAGAUGGCCAGGGAGUGUGCGCUGGAUUCAAGAUUAUGGAAAGAAUGA